This is a messenger RNA of Lindgomyces ingoldianus, 1539 nucleotides long. RefSeq names its product MFS general substrate transporter. Lineage: Eukaryota; Fungi; Ascomycota; Dothideomycetes; Pleosporales; Lindgomycetaceae. The transcript is spliced from 5 exons. Gene Ontology annotation, cellular component: membrane. Bases 1 to 1539 code for a protein of 512 amino acids. The record is from RefSeq and is a predicted model, not a curated record. Gene Ontology annotation, biological process: transmembrane transport. Gene Ontology annotation, molecular function: transmembrane transporter activity.
AUGACGAGAAUUAAUGAGGGUCGGGUUCAUAGCCACGAACAUGUGCAUGCCCAUACGCAUGGCCCGUCGUCAGCGCAAGAGCAGGGAGGAGACAGCGAGGGGCAUGCGGAGCACAGAGAGCAUGGGAGGAGACAUCACAGGAGUUAUAGUCAUACGCAUUUCCGCGUGUACAAGCGACGAUGGUUUGGGUUGGUGCAGUUGGUGUUACUGAACAUCGUACUCUCUUUUAAUUGGUUGACAUUUUCGCCUGUCUCAACAACCUCCGCUGUGUACUUUGGAGUCUCGGAGACAGCGAUUAAUUGGCUGAGUACGGGGUUUAUGUUUGCUUUUGUUGUUAUGGUUCCGUUCGUGAUCUGGACGCUCAACCGUGGACCUAAAGAAGCCAUCCUGUGGUCAUCCGUCCUCAUGUUCGUCGGAAGCUGGAUCCGAUAUGCUGGCACACGUGCCUCAGGCGGCACCUAUGGACCUCUCAUGUUUGGCCAGAUUGUGGUUGGUUUGGCACAGCCUUUUGCGCUGGCAGCGCCGACGAGGUAUAGUGAUCUUUGGUUUACCGAGUCUGGUAGAGUGAGCGCUACGGCCGUGGCUAGUUUGGCGAAUCCGUUUGGUGCUGCUUUGGCUCAAUUGGUUGUUCCUUUCUGGGCGACUAAGGCGAGUGAAGUUCCAAACAUGGUGCUUUACGUUGCUGUUAUUACUACCAUAGCUACCGUCCCUGGCUUCUUCAUCCCUGCCAAACCUCCUACCCCUCCAUCCGCAUCCUCCCACCUCCCGAAAAUCAACCUUCAAGAAUCCGUCUACAAACUUGCCAACUCCUCUUCCUUUUGGCUAAUCCUCGCCCCUUUUGUCAUCUACGUCGGCUCAUUCAACGCUUUCUCCUCCCUCAUAAACCAAAUCCUCUACCCCUACGGCUACUCUGAAUCCGAAGCCGGCAUCUGCGGCGCUUUGCUCAUCGUGGUGGGUCUCGUGACCGCUGCCAUCACCUCACCGAUCUUGGACCGCUCGCAUGCGUAUUUACUUGGGAUAAAGCUGCUAGUUCCGGUGAUUGGAAUCUCGUAUCUAGCGCUGGUGUGGGCACCGCAGACGAGGACGCUAGCGGCUCCGUAUACAAUCGCGGCGCUCUUAGGCGCAGGCAGUUUCUCGCUUGUUCCUAUUACGCUGGAAUAUCUCGUUGAAGUUACAUUUCCGGCCUCCCCGGAAGUCGGAUCUACGAUUUGUUGGGCGGGGGGGCAGCUUGUGGCGUGUAUUUACAUCAUUGUAAUGAAUGCGUUGAAAGACGGGAGUGUGGAUUUGAUGGAGGUUAGUAAAGAGGGGCGGGGGACGGGCACGGGAGACCGACCGCCAGGGAAUAUGUUCAAGGCGCUGGUUUUUCAGGCGGUUAUUGGGUUGGCAGUGUUGCCUUUGCCGCUUUGUAUGGGAGUGGAGUGGUUGGGAUUGGGUGAGGGGAAGGUUAAGGGACGGUUGAGGCUGGAUGAGCAUAGAGAGAGGGAUGGGGGUGUGGCUGAAGGUAUAGCGGAGGAGAAUCCAAAUGCGCGUAGGGAGUAA